AGUGGAUCUGAAGCAGGGAGAGGCAACCGGGAACCCGGCGCCCCCGGGAGGGCCGCUGCGCAAUGCCCCCUGUGUCGCAGCAGCGCCCGCCUGGCACCGGCCAGAGCGCCGAGCAGUCCGUGGUCCGCCCGCGCCCGCUGGGUGACUGCCUCGGGCCGCUGACUCCGCGCUUCGAGCGGCAGCACUCCCAGAAGCUGCUGAGCUGCGGUGCGGUCGUGACGCUGGCGCCGGCGCCGGGGGUCCAGGAGUCUUGUGGCCCCGCAGCGGUGGGCUUCGGUGCCGCCGCGGGGGUCGCGGAGCAGUGGUGCAUGGAGGGCUUCCUGCUGGGCGCCGCCGAGCACGCCUCGCACGUCCUGUCGAAGGUCCCGGUCUUGAGCCCCAGCGUGGCCACCUCCGUGGCGGAGGCCGUCGGCGCCCUCAACCGGGGCGCGGUGGCCUGCGAGGGGGGCCUCUGCGCGGUCUACUCCGAGAGCAGCGGGGGGUACGUGAUCCUCUACCGGGGGGGCCGCUCAGAGGAGGCCCUCGCGCUGGCGGGCUCGUGCACGGAGCGGCGCCCGCGCGCCGCCGGCGCCGCCAGCCCCUGCGGCAACGGCGGUGGCCGCUGGCGGGGCCCGUGCGCGGAGGACAGCCUGGGCCACGCCAGCACGACCGCUUCCCCCUGCGGCAGCAGCAGCCGCCAGGAGUCGCCCUGGCGCGGCGACGCCGGCAGCUCGCGCCGCGGCAGCCCGGAGUCCGAGCGCGGCGGGCGCGCGGAGGACGUCUGGGCCGCGAGGGUGCACCCCGACGUGCCGCCUUGGUCGUGGGCCAGCUUCAAGCUCGGCGGCGAGGCGGAGGUCGGCCCCCUCCUGGGUGCGGCCCAGACGCUCAGGAGAGAGGACACGACGUCGACGGCGCAGGCCGUCCAGUGGCUGAACGAGGGGCGCAUCCGGAGACUCAGCGCGCUGGCCGCCCUGGGGCUGCCAGAGGUGGCGCAGGCGUACGCCGCCAGGGUGCUCCUGCGCGCCGCAGGCCGCCUGCCGCAGCUGGGCGACGAGGCGUGGCGCGCGGAGACGAGGCUGCGGUGGGCCCGCGCCACGUCGGGCCUGCCCUGGCCCGCGGCGCACGGCUUGGCGGUGGCUGCGCCUCCGGCCGCGGGCGCCAGCCCUGGGGCCGCCCCUCCAGACGAGGCGCCGCGUGCCGUGGAGGAGCUGUUGGCGCCCGCGCGCGAGCGGCUGGGGCGGCGGGUGCAGGAUCAGCUGGCGGCCUACGACUCGGGGCGCGCAGGCGCCCGCCCGCCGGGGGAGUGCCGCGAGGAUUGCGAGGCCCGCCUGCGCACCGGGGCGCUGCGGGAGCUGCGGGCGCUGCUGGAGCGGGCGGCGGGGGAGGAGGGACACGCUGGCGACCGGUCCGGCUGCGCGGAGGGGGCGGAGGCGUGCGCCACCGCGGAGGCUUCGGGCCCGAUCUGGCGGGUGGUCGGCGGCGCGGGCCGGGGCGGGAUCGUGGUGCGCGCGGGGCGCGGCGUGGGCUCGCCCGCGGAGGCGGAGCGGCUGGCGACGGGGUCUUUGGUGGAGCAGCUGGCCCUGGUGAGGGACCGGCUGCGCUACCAGCGGCUGUCUGGAGCGGGCCCCCCCACGGGGUGGGUGAGCGUGGUGAUCCGCGGGCCUGGCGGUGAGGAGAGGCCGCUGGCCGUGAGGCACGGUCCCGAGCAGCUAUCGCGCGCGUCGCCGCGGCCGCCCCCGCAGCGGGUGGCCUUGGUGGGGCUGAUGGCGGCGCAGAUUCGCACGGAGGGGCGGCUGCGGCGGCUGAGGUUCGUGCUGCUCUCUGUGCGGGGGCAGGAGCCCUGGCGCCCAAGCGGCGGGGGCGAGGACCGGUCGGACUUCUUCUUCGUCCUGAGUUGGGCGUGCGCCACCGAGGAGCUCGGCGAGGGGCUGGCGGGCAUCGUUGAAGAGGUGAACGGCCUGGCGCUGCCUGGCCCCAGGAUCGUCUCGGCCCCGCAGGCGCAGCCGCGCUCGCAGUUCCAACACCUGCGAGAGGCCCUGGGGCUGGCCGAGGAGCUGGUGCGGCAGGCCUGGGCCCCGGUCUGCCCAGCGCCUGGGGAGGCUGAGGGGUGCCGCUCUGCCUGGGUAGUCUUCGGGGACGACGACGACAUCUGGCACCCGAAGAGGAUGGCCGAGUGUUCGAGCGCCAUCGUGACUCACCGGCGGCCCCGCGGCGUCGCCGCCUUCGCCACCGCCUCGCGCGUCGUGUGCGCGCGCCGGCGGCGGGUGCGCCCCGAGGAGAUGCCGACGACAGCCGGGGAGGUGGACGCCUUUCUCGCCCGCGGGCUUGGGACGAGGCUGGACGCCGAGCCAGGGUGGGCCGAGUGGCUGCGCAGCGACCGUGCGGAGCCAGGCGUGCUGCCAAUCCCGCAGGAGCUCGGUCUGGAGUACUUCGACUUCUGUCCGCGCCUCCGGCUGGUGCGCGAGUUCUUCGCCAGGACCCCAGAGACCGUCGUCAGCCACCGCCUCUGCGACCUGCGCUUCUGCGAGUUCCUGCGGUCUUACCCGCACCGCGGGCGGGAGGCGGGCCUCGUCGUGUCCUUCUUCCGGCCGGGCUGCUGGAUGCUCUUCUACGCGACCGCCCUUCCGGAUGCGGCGCGGUGGGAGAGGAGCGUGGAGGCCGCAGAGCAUGGAGAGGCCGGACGGUAUCCCGGCAGUGUCGGGCCCAGUGCCCUGGGCAUCGACGUGAACGACGGGCACAUGUCGUCAUCCCUCGUGAUAGGGCCCGUGGAGCUCGAGCUCGCCGAGCGGGUGUUCCCAGAGUUCCAGCUCUACGAGGCUUCGAUGACGACGUCGCGGUUGGCCCGGUAUUGGGCGGCCUUCCGCAGCACUAUGGAGACGCACCUUAUCCGUAGAUGCCAGGACAAGCUCGAUCAGCGGCUUUUCGACGUCCAUGUCUUCGUCGCGGUCAACAGCUCUUUUUUCAGGUUCUCAGACUGGCUGGAGAGGAUGCCCGAUCAGUCGAGAGCUGAGUCGGCGUGCCGGAUGAUGUACUACGUCGGCCAGGGGUUCGCGAAGGCGAUCGCGUCGAGCCUCGGCGUCAGCAUCCUAUGGGUCCAGCCAGGCAUUUUCUACGGCACGGACGUGCCGCCGCCGUGCCCGGCCGUGGUCGCCCUGCGCGCGCGCGCGGGCGCGCAGCGGGCCCGCGCCGCGCGAGCCGCGGGGGCGCCUCCCCGCAAGGCCGUGGGCGUGGCCGAGGCGCUCGACGUGCAGCCGGGGCUCGACCUGGCACUCUGGCUCUACCUCGCUGGGUCCAGCAAGAAUGGGGUGCAGGGCCACGGCGAGCUUGGCCGAGGCGUCGACGGGGCAGCUACCUUCGCAGCAAAAGCGCGCCCAGGCGACCCCAUCAAGCAGGACGCGCUGGCUUUCUGGGUCAACGCUAUAAAGGGCUGCAGACAGCGCAGAAACCAACGUGCCUACUCGCAGCACAUCCGCGCGAAUUACGACACGAACUACUGGAAGUACCCGGAGGGCAGACCUGUACGCACAACGGACAUGGCCGAGCUUACAGACGUGAUGACAGAGGCGCUGCCGCCUGCCUGCCAGCGCGCGCUGACGGGCCCUCGGGACUCCGCCGCCCCUGCGCGGCGGAGCCGCCGCGGCAUCCGCGAGGCCAGCGACUGGCGAGUGCCACUCGACCCUGCGGCAGGCGCGGGAGUCGGGGGCAGCGUCCCGGCCCACGCCGCCGGUGCCCACGACGUCCGGCGAGGCGUCGGGGGCCACACCCACCUCCGCACGCGGCAUCUCGCCCACGGACACGUGCGGCCUGCUGCAAGGCUGGCGGAGCGGCUGCAGCCGGGGACGGAGGGGUGGUCGGGGAUCUGGCUCCGGCAGGCAGGCUCCGCGGCCAGGCAGGCCCGCGGUCGAGGAGUGGGCGGCCAAGGUGGACAGAAGAUCGAAAUCCUGCAGCGGGGGGCAGAGGAGGUCAAGGUCGGUGCCGUGGUGUUUUCGACUCAGCUCCAGGGGGAUAUCCAGAACUUGGAGGCCAAGGUGGUGGCGAACCUCAAGCAGGUGGCGGAUGUGGGCGUGGCUGCGUUCACCAAGACGAUCGAUGACUUCAAGAUCGAGCUGGGCAAGCACCAGUACUACCACAACCAGGCGCGCUCGGGGAUCGUGCAGGUCGUGGCGCAUGCUGCGGUCAAGUUCCAGGAGAUUGAGAAGGCCAUGCUGGGCAGCCAGAAGCAGAUGCGCGACGUGGAACAACAGCUUCGGGCUCAGCUGCAGGCUGAAUUCGCCGCUUUCGAGGGCCGCCUCGCUUGGCUUUCAGCGGUGCCGCCAGCGCCUGCGCCGCCGCUACCCUCCACAAGCUUCCACCACGUGGCGGGGCCGAGCUCUUGUCCUGACGUGCGGCGGCUCCUGCUGUGGGCGGAGCGGCACGCGAGCGUGAUCGACGCAGCUGCAGAGCGCAGGAGGGCCGCGGCGGCCGGGGGGACGGAACGCGUCGAGGACAUCAGCUACGUCGUUCUCGAGGCGACCAAGUUCAUCCUUCACGACAGUCUUCUGAGCCGCGCUCGCACCUGCGAUGGUCGUGGUUCGGAGUUGUGGCGCAAGAUUUGCUCCGCAUUGGAAUGUGCAGCGCCUCAGGUGGUGGCCGCGAGGGCUAACUCCGUGGAGAAGCGCCUGCCCGACGAGCUGGUGAGGACGGGCUUCCAAUGGGGCCAUCGGCUCGUGGCCUUCGCCCUGGUGGCCGAGAUCGAGCGGCCUCUGGUUGCCGCGCCGCACCUUUCGGCCGCGGGCAACGUGGCGGUGCUGGAGAAGGACGGGGGUGAGAUCAACCACGAGGGAGCCGCCGUCUGGACCGAGUCGGGCUCCUCCCGUUCCGACCUCGUCGACUCCAUGCGGGCUCUGAAAGCGGCGGCCGGCGCCGAUCCGCUCCCAGAUCUGGGCCGCGACGAAAUCGGCCGCCUGGUCGCCAAGAUGGCGCUUGACAAGGCCAAAGGCGUCGACGUGCUGAGGCCCGCGGACGUUCGGCGUCUGCCGAGUGAGGGCCGCUCGCAGUUCGUGGCGGCUUCGAGUCGCGCAGAGUCCGCCGGGGCGUGGCCAGUUCAGAUCUUGCUCGCGGUCUGCGCGACCCAGCGGUUGAAUUCCCGCUUCUGGACCGCCUGCAGCGCUGACGCUUUUUUCCGCGUGUCCUUGAGGUGCUCGAACACUAGGGCCUCUCAUGACCUGGUCUUCGCGGUCCAUGUCGACCCCAGCAGCCCGUCGCUGCCCCUGGCCAAGCGCCACCCUGCGAUCGGGAACGCGAUGGUCGAUUCGAUUGCCGGCGCCCCGUGGGCGGCGCUGCCCCAAGCGAGGUCGCCCGCCAUGGGCUCGGAGCCCUCGCCGGGCGAAGAGGGCGCGCCAGAAGCCAGGAACGAGCGUCUCGGCCGCGAACGAGUUGGCGGCGCUGCUUGGGUUGGAGGGCCCCUUUGCGACGCCAGCGGCGGCGCCGGCGCCGGCGGCGCCGGCUCCUGCGGCAGCCCAGGAGGCGCCCGCGGCCCCGCAUGGCGCCGCCAACGACGGCGCGGCGCCCCCGCUGAGCAGCGGAGGUUCGGCCAGCCAGGAGCCGGCCGCAGCCGAGGAGGCCGCGGCCGCCCCGGCGGCCGACGGCGCUGCCCCAGCCGCGGGGGCGUCGGCCGCUGCCGCGCGGGAGCCGGAGGGGGAGGAGCGGCCCGAAGGCGCGUCGCUGUCCGCCAGCGCCCCGACCUUCGAGAUGCCGCUGGCGUCGAGGCUCCCUCCGAGUCACAAGGCGCUUCUGCGGGGUGGUUACCACAACCCGUGCACCGGGGAGCUCAUACCCGGAUUACAUCGGCACGCUCAAGAGCUACAGCAUGCAGAAGGGGUUCGGCUUCCUGGAAUGCGAGCAGUCCUUCAUGGAGGAUACGGCACGGACGUGUUCAUCCACAAGAACUUGGUGCCCAACCCGUGGAACGUCGGCCAGCCGCUGGAGUUCGCGGUGAUGGCGAACACCCGCGGGCAGCCGCAGGCCAUCGACGUCCAGUGGCUGCCGCUCCUCCCGAACGCCGCCAAGCGCCGCGCCAAGGGCAGAACCGCCGAGAGCACCGGGGGCACCGGGGACAGCGCGGGGUCCGCCCGGGACGCCGGGUUUGCCACGGCCCCGGGCCAGGCGCAGCGGAGGAUCGGGAAGCUGAAGAGCUUCUCCCCGGCGCAGGGCUACGGCUUCAUCUCGUGCGAGGACGACGUGUUCACCGAGUUCCAGCGGGACACGUACUUCGACAAGUCGCAGCUCCCCAAGAACCCCUACCGGCUCGGGCAGACCGUCGAGUUCUCGGUCACCGCGAACCCGCGGGGGCAGCCGCAAGCCCGGGGCAUCGACUGGGACCCAGUGCCCAUGCUCGCGCCCGAGCACCCGGGCACCAUGAUGACGCAACAGGACCUUUGGACGUGACGCGGAACAUCUCCCACGAGGCGUCCGACAAGCUCCGGAGGCUGCUGAAGCUGCACCACGAGCGGCAGCUGGAGAGGCCCAAGACCCCGCACUGGGGCUGUCCCUGCGGAGAGAGCGCGAACUGGGCGAGCAGGCUUUCGUGCAGGAGAUGCGACAAGGGCGCGCCUCUCCUCACGCGUCAGAGGGCGGUCGAGCGAGCGGCAGGCCCUGCCGCGGAGUCGGCUCCGCCCAAGCCGCCUGGCGCUGCCGGCAAGACCAAGCCGCGCGCCAAGGCCAAGGACAAGGGGGAGGUGGUGGACCUCGAGGGGGCGGACGACGGCGGCUGGGUGCACGGCGGAGGCCAGCCGAGGCGCGUGCGCUUCGCGGAGGCCGAGGCCCGGAGCGGCGGUCAGGCCCCCAAGCUUGCUGAGGCCGUCGCGCUGCUGGAGGCCGACGGGCUGGACAUCGGCGAGGAGCAGAAGAAGAAGGUGGGGCUGGGCAAGGCCGAGACGGGCCCUCCUGAGCCCAAGGCCCCGCCGACUCACCAGUCCGUGGUGCAGUCGGCCAUGUGGAAGGUCACGAACGUGGGGAAGAAGCUGGAGAAGGCCAAGGCGGCUUUGGCAGCGGCGAAGGAGGUCCUCGUCGAUGCCCAGGCGGCCGUGGAGGAGGCCAGCAAACACGAGGCCGAGCAGGCUGGCCUUUCGCCUGCAGGCCCGUCGGCCCUGUCGGCGGACCGCGACACCCUGGCCCAGGCGACGCUGGGGGCGCGGUGCGUGGCCGAGCUCAAGGGAGGCAUGGAGGUCGACUCCUUCUUCGCAUCGGUCGGGGCCCUCGACGACGACGAGCGGAAGGAGCUCGAGGCCUUCCUCGCAGACAAAGGCUGCCCGCUGCCCAAGCGCGCCAAGCUGCACCUCGGGCGCGAGGCCGCAGGUCCCGUUUGUUCCGAGCACUGCUGCGAGCACCCCGGCGCCGUCGGCGAUUGGGGCUUCUGCGAGAGCUGGGUCUUCGACGGGUUGCCGGAGCUGCCAACGCUGGACCAGCUCUACGCCGAGUUCGUUAGCCUCUUGGCGGAGGACCUGGGCGGCCGCUUCGAUUGGGACGCCGUGGAGACGGCGAAGCACGCAGGUCGGGAGCAGGGGCCGUCUUUCGUCCCGCGGCCUGCCUUCACGAAGGCGCAGGGGCCUUUCUUGCGGGGCUGCGAGCAGGCCAGGCGCUGGAGGCACAUCGGCAGCCUGCUGUGGGAGAUGCUUCAGGCGCGUCGCCGCCUUCGCCUCGAGCACCGGCGGCCGCAGGAGCUGGCCUUGCUGUCCGCUCUCCAGGGUAAGCUCGGACGCCUGGCGGCGACGGACCUGGUGGGCGACCUCUUUCCAAGGGGUGAGGCCCGCCGGCGCCGGCGCCAGACCGAGCUGGCUCGGGAGCUCCGUGCAGUGGGCAACCUCACUUUCCAGGAGGUGCAGGCGCUGGAGAAGCAUGCCAGGGCGGUGGCGGAGAGGUCCUGCGAGGAUGCGGUGUGGCUCCAGAGUUUCGACGCGGACCACGCGAGGGCGAUGAAGCUGGAGACAAUCACGUCCAUGCUGGAUUUGAGCAAGGUGCUCAGCCCGCGGAUGCUUGUCGGCAUGGUUGAAGAUGGCAUCUAUAGGCGUCUGAUGCGCGAGGUCUCCUUCCACCCUGGCUUCGAGGCGCUGCGGGGUCGCCCACCUGACCUGGGCCCGAUCAGGUUCGCGCUGGCGGGCCCUCGAGCGCAGGGGCACAAUGAGAUGGUGCAACUUCUGGAGGCCCUCAUCGCAGGAGGGUUGGUGUCCCAGUUCGACCUGUGCGUGGAGCGCUCCGAGACCGACCCCGGUUGUCAGUGGUGCAAGCUGGAGCUCGGGCUGAAGGAGGUUGCUCUGGCCGGGCGCGCGGCGGCGCCCGACGACCUGGGCAUGCUGCGGGGCUUGGUGAAUCUCAAGUUCGAUCAGGCUCCGCCGCCGUUCAACCGGAGCACCGGCAGGGACGGGAUAGACUACGUGACCUACGUGCUGGACCGCCUCGGGGCCCCGCAGGCAGGCGAAGAGCAGGACCCGGCCACAGGUUGGGGAUCGAAGGGGGCAGGGGCCUCUGCGAUCCCCAGGUUUCCACUGGUGCUGCAGCGCCUGCCAGGCUGCUGCGACAGUGGCGUUGGCUGCAGGUGCGGCCCAGAGAUCACCGCGUGGGCCUUGGAGCUGCUGGCCAGGGUCGCCCCGCUUGCCUGCUGCGUGUGGGGUGCCCUGGAGGUCGCCGCGUGGGCCGUGAAGCCGCUGUUCGAGCUCGGCGCGCUGGCUUGCUGCGUGAGCGACGGCCUGGACGUCGCCGCGCGGACCGUUGAUUUGCCUGCCGAGUUCGCCGUCGCCGCGCUGGCCGCGGUGUUGCUGGCCGAGCUCGCUGUGCAUAUUAUUUGUGAGAGGAGCGGCGUCGCGCAGGCUGUGGAGCCGCCGCUGGCCAAGCCCGCCUUCCUGGCCUGCAUCCUGAGGGGCGGCCCUGCCCCGCGCGAGCCUUGCGUGAAUGGCGGCCUGGGCGUCGCCGCGCGGGCCGCGGAAGUGCUAACCGAGCUUAGCUUGCCAGCCUGCUGCGUAAGACGCGGCCCGGAUGUCACCGCGCGGACUGCGGAGCCGCUUGCCGAGCUCGCCGUCUUGCUGCGUGAGGGGCGGCCCAGAGGUCGCCACGCGGGCCGCGCGGCCGUUGGUCAAGUUCACCGUGCCGUGAUGGGCGGCUGUGGCCUCGCCGUGCUUGCCUGCUGGGGAAGGGCGGCCUGGAGGUCGUCGCGCGGGCCGUGGAGAUGCUGGGCUGAGCUCGCCGCGCCCGCCCGCGUCGCGAGAUGCGGCCCAGAGAUCGCCGCGCGGGUCGCGAAGCCGCUGGCCCAGCUCCCCAGGCCGGCCUGCUGCCCAGAGCUCGGCCUGCUGGCCGGAAUCGUGGAGGGGUGGCCGGAGGUCGCCGCGCGGGCCGCGGUCGAGCUGCUUGCCGAGCUCGGCGCCUUCGUGGCGAAGCUGGGGGAAGCCAGGCGCGCCUAUGCGAUGGCCGCAGGCGUCGCCCACGACAGGCGUCGCCCACAGGGUCCGGGACGGAUCGACGCGCAUCGGGCUUUCGGCAUCUCAGACCACAGGAGGUUCGAGGCCGCCGGGAGUCCGUGCAAGCUCUUGCGCGAGAAGUGCAUGCCCAGUGAUAGAGCGACAGCGAAAGCAGCUCCAGCUCGUAGCGCGGCCGCCAGUGCGGAGCAGGGCACUUCGGCAGAGGGGGGGCAUCGGUGCCAGCAUGGGCCCAGGCAUGCACGAGGCGCUGGCACGGCCUCCGCCCUCGCCCGCGCGGGAGUCCGCAGCGCAUUCCGCAUGGGAAAAAGAGAGCAUGCUCAUGUGGAAGGGGUGCAGGAGCGGAGCGGAUGCACGGAGUCGCAGGACGCUCGCGUGCCCAUGGCCAUUUUGCCGUGGUGGCGCAGCCUCUGA
Messenger RNA from Prorocentrum cordatum, 9839 nucleotides. The record is from the annotation of a GenBank genome assembly. Lineage: Eukaryota; Dinophyceae; Prorocentrales; Prorocentraceae.